AUGUCCUACGACGGGCUCUCUUCCACCGAAUGGUUUCAUUAUGCGCUCGAAAUGAUCAACUGCAUCGUGGCUGCUGAAAGGAACCCUCCGCGACAGGAAUAUAUCAUGUCCCCCGAAGAGCAGGCCCUCCUCAAUGAGCUCAGUCAGCCGGGCGUCCUCGCUGGACUUAAAGUCGGAUGCCAGUUCCUCUCGACUCCUGUCGUUUGGGAUGCCGUAAAUACUGCCAACCGCCGGGGGGUCCUAUUGAGACGGCCUAUUCAGGUACCGCCGACUAACGGCUACAUCAACCCUACCCAAAUGCACCUCACAUACCCAGCGCCCCCACGGCAACCUUCCGUCCCUCAACGCAACUUCUACAUGCCAGAAGAGCUCCGCCAUGUCAAGCAUUCCCACAGCACCUGCAAAUGGGACAACUGCGGCAUGCUCAUACCCAACCACGUCGCCGCGGUGUGGGAACAUCUGAGCGUACACCAUGGUAUCCCCACACCACCCCCUGGUGUCCCUCCUGCCCAUGCUCAAAAGUUUUACAUGAUCUGCCUCUGGUCGGGCUGCGGGCAGCAGGUGGAGUACAGGGGCCGAUCUGCAACCAUCGCGAAACAUAUCCAGCGCUGUCAUUUCAGGAUGAGGGAUCUGCUUUGCCCGUACUGCCCGAAGAUCGUUUUCCAUCCUAGGGAGAUGCGUGACCAUAUCCAGAAGAACCAUCCUGGCAAGAACAAUGUUGACAUCCACGGGCCUUGGUUGAAGGACCCUAUCUGUUAA
This is a messenger RNA of Cyclocybe aegerita, 759 nucleotides long. The record is from the annotation of a GenBank genome assembly. Lineage: Eukaryota; Fungi; Basidiomycota; Agaricomycetes; Agaricales; Hemipholiotaceae.